AAAAAAAGCAAAAAAAAAUGAAAGAAAAUAGUGAUGUCAAUGAAGAAGCCUCAUCAUGUCCAUCAACUAAAAUUGACAAAGAAAUAUCAAAUGGCAAUGUUGAUGAUAGAAAAAAAAUGAAUCAACCAACAAGUACAGUUAAUAACAUUGAGUUUUCAUCAUUACAAGGUGUUAUAUCUGAUAAUACUUUGCGUGCUAUUAAUGACAUGGGGUUCAAAGAUAUGACUAAAAUUCAAGCAAGAUCAUUAGCACAUUUACUCGAGGGUAAAGAUCUUCUUGGUGCUGCAAAAACUGGAUCUGGUAAAACACUUGCAUUUUUAAUUCCAGCAAUUGAAAUGAUUGUUAAAAAAAAAUUUACACAAAAUGACGGUACUGGAUGUAUGAUUAUAUCACCAACACGUGAAUUAGCAAGCCAAAUAUAUGGUGAUAUAGAAAAAUUAAUGAAAUAUCAUUCACAAACAUAUGGAUUAUUUAUGGGUGGUAAUAGUGAGAGACGUUUAGAAGCACAAAAAUUAACAGAUGGUGUUAAUAUUAUUGUUGCAACACCUGGACGUCUUCUUGAUCAUCUUCAGGAUGCUAAAAAUUUUAAAUUUAAAAAUUUAAAAUGUCUUAUUAUUGAUGAAGCUGAUAGAAUUUUAGCUCAAGGUUUUGAGGAUACACUUAAAAAAAUUAUUAAAAUUUUACCAAAAAAAAGACAAACAAUGAUGUUUAGUGCAACACAUACAGAAAAAUUAAAAGCAUUAAAAUCAUUUGCUCUUAAAGAUGAACCAAUUUAUGUUGGUGUUGAUGAUGAUGAAGAUGAAGCAACUGCUGAUGGACUUGAUCAACAUUGGAUUGAAUGUCCAAUUGAUAAAAGAUUAUUAUUGUUAAUUAGAUUUAUUCAAUUAUAUGGUAAAAAAAAAGUCAUGGUAUUUUUUAAUUCACGUAUGUCUGUUGAAUUUCAUGAAAAAUUUUUUACUAAAAUGGAAAUACCUGUUAUGAGUAUUCAUGGUGAUCAAAAACAAACGAAACGUAGCACAACAAUGGAUAAAUUUAGUGAAGCGAAAUUUGGAGUACUUUUUUGUACUGAUGUUGCUGCAAGAGGUCUUCAUAUUCCAAAUGUCGAUUGGGUUGUUCAGUAUGAUCCUCCAGAUGGUCCAAAAGAAUAUAUUCAUAGAGUUGGACGAACAGCACGUGGAGAAGGUACAACUGGUAAUGCACUUCUUAUUCUUCAACCACAUGAAAAAACGUAUCUUGUUGAGCUUGAAAAUGCUCGUGUUCCAGUUACUGAAUUUAAUAUUAAUUGGAAAAAACUUCCAGUAGUUCAAAUUCAAGAAGCCCUGGAACAAUUUAUAGAUGGAAGUUAUGAAUUCAAAAAUUUGGCUAAAAAUGCAUUUAUAGCAUAUAUACGUGCAUAUAAUAGUCAUCAAUUAACAUAUAUUUUUAAUUUUUCAAAAUUAGAUAUAAAUAAAACUGCAAAAUCAUUUGGUUUUAAUAAACCACCAAAAGUUGAUUUGGGAAUAUCAGUGAACUUUCGACGAGUAAAAAACUGAUAAUGAUGUCAUUUGUGAUUAUGAUCCCGGAAUUAUCAAAAAUUCUUUAAAAAAGACUAAAAUAUCUAAACUGGAUGUUUAAUAAUUAAUUUAUAAAUUACCAAUAAAAAAUGUAUUCAUUUUUAUAAAUAAAUUUUCAUAAAUAAAUUUUCAAUCUGCAGAUUUUCUUAUGUUAGCUACCAACUGAACAAAAAAAAAAAUAAACCAAAACAAUGCAAAACAAUGUAAGAUAUAGAUAGCGUUGUUUGCGUACACAUGCGCGAUUGGCCACUUUUUUUCAUUGUUUAUUAUUUUAUUUAUUUAUUAACUACUCUUAAUUAUUAUUAAUUUUAAUUAUAUAAUUAAUUUAAAAGUAAAUUUUCACAAUGUUUUCAUUGAAAAUCAUUCCUAAUGUGAUUUCUAUCUGCGCAUGGACUGGCGCAUGUGCACAAAUUCAUUUUUAUUUUAUUUUUUUAAGGGGUUUUUGUACCCUAAAGAUAUAUGGCUAAAAAAUAGUGUGAUUAAUUAAUUAUCAUGAAAAAAUGACAGAAAAUUAUAAAGAAAAUAAUUGUAAAAAAGACAAAGAAAACUUUCAGGUCCAAGUGGACCCUUAAUAAUCUCUAAUUGACGUUAAAGAUUUUCAUAUAAUUUCACUAGAAAUUUUUAUAUAGUACAAUUAAAAAAAGUCAAUUAAAAGUUAUAUUAUAAUUUUUUUGAAUAAUUUAAUAGUAAUAAUAAACCCUUUUCAUUCUCGAAAAUAAAUAAUCAAAUUGUUAAGUACUUGUUUUUACUCAUGCGCCAGGAAUCCAGGAUGUGCGCAGGCGAAGAAUCGAAGAUCACAAAGAAUUUUGUAACUUCAAGAUGGUGAAAGUUUAGUAGUUUUUCAAAUUUUUGUCGUGGUAGCAAUUUCUUUUUUAAUGUUGAUAAUGAUAAAUUAAUAAAUAACAAAUAAUUUAAUUAUAAAAUACCACAAAUCAUUAUCUAACUCAAUCUAACUUUUCUAUUAGCUGAAAGUGGUGUGCUAAUAAUACAAACAACUUUACGUUUGUUUUUCUGGGAUAAGAAUAAUGUAGGGAUACUUAAUUUUUCUUAAUUUUCAACUUCUGUAAUGAAGCGGUUUAUUAUAAACGAAGAAGAGACCGAAAGACUCUUACUCCUGAGGAAUGAUUUCAAUGACAGAAAGUUCAGCUUUUUUUUUUUUUAUUAUCCUCCAAUUAAUUUUAUCUUAUUUAAUAAUAAUAAUAAUAAUA
Molecule: messenger RNA, 2761 nt
Organism: Aphidius gifuensis
Lineage: Eukaryota; Metazoa; Arthropoda; Insecta; Hymenoptera; Braconidae
Product: probable ATP-dependent RNA helicase pitchoune
Exons: 5
Coding region: 18-1532 (504 amino acids)
Biological process (GO): maturation of LSU-rRNA from tricistronic rRNA transcript (SSU-rRNA, 5.8S rRNA, LSU-rRNA)
Cellular component (GO): nucleolus
Molecular function (GO): RNA helicase activity; nucleic acid binding; ATP binding
Source: RefSeq, a predicted model, not a curated record